AAAAAAUAAAACAAGUAAAAGAAGCUGCCGUGGUUCCGUGAAUCCAGUCCGUACCGACGCUACCAAGAGGAAACACUCGAGUGGUGGCCACGUGUUUGGAGGAGAUGGACCGGGGUCAGAACCAGAACCAGGACCGGGGUCAGAACCAGAACCAGGAGUCCAGCAGGACCAAAGCGGACUCUUCCUCCGCUGGUCUGCAGAAACAUAAAGUCAAAGAGAGAACCACAAGUUACUGCUGUGAUAGGAGGGAUAAAGUCCUCACCACUUCACCAGGUCUGAAGGUCCGAAAGAGGAUUCACACUGAAGAGAAGCUGUACAGCUGUGAACAGUGUGGGAAAGCUUUUACCACAUCAACUAUUUUAAAGAUUCAUCAGCGUAUCCACACUGGAGAAAAGCCGUACAAAUGUGAUCAGUGUGGGGCAGCUUUUACCCAACAAGGUGAUCUAAGGAGUCAUCAGCGUAUUCACACUGGAGAAAAGCCGUACAAAUGUGAUCAGUGUGGGGCAGCUUUUACCCAACAAUAUUGUCUAAAGAAUCAUCAGCGUAUUCACACUGGAGAGAAGCCUUACAGCUGUGAUCAGUGUGGGGCAGCUUUUACCAAACAAGAUAAUCUAAGGAAUCAUCAGCGUAUUCACACUGGGGAUAAACCUUACAGAUGUGAUCAGUGUGGGGCAGCUUUUACCCGACAAUAUAGUCUAAGGGGUCAUCAGCGUAUUCACACUGGAUUUAAGCCCUACAGAUGUGAUCAGUGUGAGGCAGCUUUUACCCUACUAGGUAAUCUAAGGCGUCAUCAGCGUAUUCACACUGGAUAAAAAAUUGUCUGUUAUCAGUGUGGGGCAACUUUUACUCAGAGAGCUCAGUUAAAGGUACCAAUUUAGACAUGAAAUCCAGAGUUUUGUUUUCAGUUUCAACUGAAAAAUGUUUUUAUCUUACCGUAUUUUCACGACCAUAAGGCGCAUAUUCUUCUUUUAUAGCCUUUUUUUUUUUUUUUUUCCAAAAUGUGUGGCGCGCCCAAUGUGUGUCGUUAUUGUAAGGCGGACGUAGUUGAGGCCACCAUGAGAACAGUAAAGGGAGAAGUAUGGGCGCGUGAUUUGCGGAUGUACCUGAAGCCACCAUGAGAACGACCAGGUGAUUUCAUGAAUCACCAUCGCUGUUGAUCUGUGACUCUAUGUUACAUGCCCAUCUCACAGCCGAUGUGGAAAAAGAAGUGAAACAAAUGAACGCUGCGCUUGCUGUUAUUCUGGGAGGUGUCAGGACUCAGCCCGUCGGGCUUCAUCCGCAGCCUGAUCGCGCUGAGACCAGGAUAACUGUUAGAGAGUAUGGUUACUGUUAUAUAUAUAUAUUUUUUAAUAAAUAACAGUAACCAUACUCUCUAGCGUAGCCAGGACACACGAGCUGUUGGCAGUCCCUCUUUUUAACUCCCAUAAACAAAUUAAUUAAUGCGCAGCAGCUGAGUGUUCAGAGCGUCAGAGCGUGCCCAGCUCGUGCCCGUCGCCGAGCGCGCAGCUCUGAGCUGUUCUCCUGGUCUCAACGCGAUCGGGCUGCGGAUGAAGCCCGGCGGGCUGAGUCCUGACAGGAGGUCUGACAAGGGAACUCCAACCGCUGGACGUUGGUGUGAAGCGGCCGUUCAAAGUGAGGCUGCGAGCGGCAUGGGAGCGAUGGAUCAGCGAUGGAAACCAGUUUCACAAAGAGUGGAAGGCAGCGCCGGGCAAGUUACGCCACAGUCUGCGGAUGGAUUGUAGAUGCGUGGGCUAACGUGUUUGCUGGGACUGUUGUUCGAGCUUUCGCAAAAGCCGGCAUCAUUUCCGAGGGGCCGCACGGCACGGAAAGUGACUCUGACAGAGAGGAAAGUGGAACUGGCAUAUUUGAUUUAGCGCAGCUGUUUCAUUCAGAAACGGAGGAUGAGGACUUCGAUGGGUUUGAUUAAUGCAAUAAUGAUUGUAAUAAAGACUUAAAUAA
This is a messenger RNA of Cololabis saira (Pacific saury), 1959 nucleotides long. Its product is annotated as zinc finger protein 239-like. Gene Ontology annotation, cellular component: nucleus. Gene Ontology annotation, molecular function: DNA-binding transcription factor activity, RNA polymerase II-specific; RNA polymerase II transcription regulatory region sequence-specific DNA binding. Gene Ontology annotation, biological process: regulation of transcription by RNA polymerase II. The record is from RefSeq and is a predicted model, not a curated record. The transcript has 4 exons. The coding region runs from base 105 to 812 and encodes 235 amino acids. NCBI's taxonomy places the organism in Eukaryota, Metazoa, Chordata, Actinopteri, Beloniformes, Belonidae.